GGUUAUUAUUAUUAUUAUUAUAGUGUAAAAAGUAGUAAUAUAGUAAUAAUAAUAAUAAUAAUUAUUAUUAUAAUAAUGGUGAUUGAUUAUGAUGGUGGUUAGUAAUAUAGUAAUAAUGGUGAUGGUGAUGGGUUAGGGUUAGGGUUAACUGUAAGGAAGGAAAGCCCCAUAUUACAAAGUGAAACGAUUGUUGUGUAUAUAUACCCACACUUCUCUUAUACACUCACACACACACAGCGAUCAGCACGGUCUAUACAAGAUACACUCCACUCAAUCCACGGCUCUCAGAGGUGAGUGUGUGUGUGAUGCUGAGCUCCACUCCAUCACACAACAAUACGAUUAACAGGCUUCAUUAUUCAUUCCUUCUCUAUUCUUUUUUUUAUUAAUUUUAUUAAUUAAGUAAAUUUCCACAUGUUUGGCAGCUGCUUAGUUUUUUUUUAGCAGAUGAAUAUUAAAUCUGGAUAAACCGCCGGAUAUUAGAGAUUUAUAGAAUAGUUAUUAAGGUAAGUGUGAUGCAAAUAUAAUACUAUUAACGAUCAAUAAUACAGACUUUUUUAUUUAUUUAUAGUCUAGUCGCACGUAAGUGAAACUACAAAUAUAUUUCAAACUGACGAUUUUGUUCUGCUAAUACCAUGUUCAAUUAUUAUUAUUAUUGUUAUUAUUGUUAUUAUUAUUACUUUUUUGUUUCAAGAUUGUAUUAUUAUUUGGUGUUAUAAGAUCUUUCUGCUUUGGAUUUCCAAAAAAAGAAAAAAAAGUAAAUAUUUAAUAUCACCGUUCCAGUUGAACUUUUUGGUCUUCUUUAAAACUGUCGGUUCACCUGCAGGGUUUAUAGAGUGAGGAAUAACUUUAUUACAUAUAAAUGAUUAUUUAGGUGCUGUGGACCUGAUAGACUGCGCUCAGAGUUAGGGUGUGUGUGUGUGUGUGUGUAUCCACAGGGGUUAGGUUUAGGGUGAGCCUAUGAGGAUAACAUUUGAUAAUUCCUUAUUUACUUAUUUAUUUUGCUUGUGUGUGUGUGUGUGUGUGUUAGAUGGCAUGGUGCAGAACAGCUCUGUGGUUCUGGCUCUUAGCAGCAGUGUAUGAGAGAUGCUGCUCUUCUCCUAGUAGUUUGUCCAGCUCGCUCAGCCUGACCCGCGCCGUCCGCUCCCGCGUCCAGCAGCUUCUCCUCAGAUACAAAGAAGAACAGUUUGGUGAUACACACUUUGAUGACAAGAGGAUUGCAUUAAACACCCUACCAUCAGUCACCAUAAACUAUCGGACCUGGCUGCAGAUGAAGGACACUGAGCGCUUGUACCGCGCUUCUCGUGACCUCCAAUCGUUCUGGACUCACCUGGAGAGCCAGCGUCAGAAACUGCACGGGAACAGUGACGGAUCUGGAGAGACCGGGGUGAAGAAGCGAAACAGGCGAGGAAGGCAGAGUCAAUCCUUGUCCCAGAGCAUUCUGGGAAUCCAGCUGGACAUCCGGGACCUCAUGAGACAAGUCAACUCUCAGCUACACAGCAUAAGCACGUUAAAGAAUGAGGAUGACAACACGCACGCACCUCCUCCAACCACCACUUCCUCUUCGACCUCGACCGCGUCUUCGCCCGGCACCGCUCGCGCUGCUCUGGAACUGAUCCGGUCCUCCGCUCUCCGCACCACGGACGUCCCUCGGUCAGUCACUCGGCCCAGAGAGGACGCGUCUUCUCCGGUCGCGGUGCAGCAGAACGCUCCCGAGCCUGUCUCGUCUCAGUGGGUGUCCGUACUCGAGGGCUACGUCAUCCUCCGUGACCUUGAGCGGUACCUAAGCAGACUAGCGCGGGAUUAUAUGCUGCUGCGGGCUAAAUCCUGACCGGGAACCAGCACGUGAACGGAGAAAAAAAAAAGAAAGAAAAAGUAUAAAAAAAAAAAAAAAACAAAGUGGGGAAACGAAGUGUUUAACCCUGCACACACCAGCACAUUCCAAUGCAGCUAAGACGAGGGCGUGAGUACCUCAAUUAGCGUUUAUUUAUUUUUGCAACGAUAUUUAUUUAUUUUAAACAAGCUUACCUUCCAAAGUAUUUUCUCACCGUGUCUAGUUUAACAUUUUAAAGUUGCAGUUUGUGAUUUUUAUUUAUUUUAAAGAUCAAAGUAUCUCAUUUCAGGGAUCCCUAUAAAGAAUGUGAUUCACGAUACUGCUGUACAGCAGUCCUGCAUAUUUCCUUUAUUCCUGGCAUCUGUUUACGUUUUUCCGGGCCAGAAAUAAGCUGAAAUCCUCCCUGUUUUCUGUUUAAAAAAAAAAAAGAAAAGGGAACUGAUACUUGUUGAUACUUGGCGUGUUACUCGUUUCAGCUCACAGGCAGCCUAAAAACAACUGAUCACAAACUGCUCCUUACGUGGCAUACCGGUGUUUAUAAUUUCUAAACAAUGUCUAAUUUUAUGUCCUUAUCAUUUCAUUUUUGUCCUUGAGGGAGUAAUAGUGAUGGAACUGAGGCAGCUGCAAGAUAAUAGAUCUAAUAGGUCUAAUCUAAUAUACGUUCAUAUUGGGCGUACUAGAAGGGAAAAAAAAAGGAAAAAGAUUGACCUGUUCACCGGUCAAAAGUGUUUCAAACGGAACAACGUUCCACAAUACCUCACAGCGGUUUAAAAAUGUAUCAAAAUAUUAUUUCUUACUCAGGCAUGGGAGGGGAUUUCUGCUUUGAAUCCCCCUAAAAUAUUUUCUCAAAGUGCCAAAUGCUUAUUCCUGGCUGGGUAUCGUGACACAUACUGUAUACAGUGCAGACGAUUAUACUCAUGUCUUGCGCAGUAAUUGUGCAAGACGUCAAAGUCAUCGUUACGAUUCCUCCAGUUUCGACGUUCUCAGUAGAUCGAGAUCGAUAGACUUUUGCACUAGUUUGUUGGAGCUUGAAAAAGAAAGAAUCAUGGAUGUUCUUACUGAAGCUACUGACUGUUAUGUAUUUCAUAUCCACUGUGAAAACCGAGAAAGAAAAAGGACCAAG
Molecule: messenger RNA, 2954 nt
Organism: Ictalurus furcatus (blue catfish)
Lineage: Eukaryota; Metazoa; Chordata; Actinopteri; Siluriformes; Ictaluridae
Exons: 4
Coding region: 1028-1828 (266 amino acids)
Source: RefSeq, a predicted model, not a curated record